Messenger RNA from Geodia barretti, 1542 nucleotides. The record is from the annotation of a GenBank genome assembly. Lineage: Eukaryota; Metazoa; Porifera; Demospongiae; Tetractinellida; Geodiidae.
AACCAGGUGGAGUGGCCUCGCCCUUUCUGGAGUGUCUCACGUGUCGGAGUUUAAAGAGGCCGAAACACGUGUGACAUGGUGAAAGAUUGGGAACUCCCCUGAUGACCAGUAACAAAGAGCCUAGCACUGCACCUGCAUGUUGCUGGACUUGUGGAUUAGGUUUACAUGUAAGCACCUGGCUGGUUGCAUCCGGUGACGCCGACAAAAGCCGCCCACCCUCUCUCGUUAGCUUUAGUCCUGCCUACACUUUACCUCUCUUCCUUCUUUCCCCAAUAACAAACACACAAACACACACACACAUUCACCUCUGGGUAUUACUAUUGUAGCUACUACACAAAAAAAGCAACCACCCACUUCUCUCUGACUGGUGCUUAUACAAACAAAGCAAGCCUAUCUACUGACAUUGAACUACAACAUAUGACACAGGAUGCCUCCAACUGAUGUCAUUCAUAGUGGUGUUCUGUCUGAUGACACUGAAGCUGGUAAAGGCUGACAUUGAUGUUGUAAGGGUUGCUGCUGCCGCAUAUGAAGCUCUAGGCCCUGAUUUGCAUAAAAUAGAGGAAGAUAUAGGUCGUAUGAAGAGUGAGAUAUUUGCAGAAAUGGACAAGCACAUUGCACAGAGUGUCAAGGCUGCAGUUGGAACAACUCUUCAAGAUCUAGCACCGACCCUGCUUUCACGGAUACUUCCGCUGGCUAUAAUCCUUGUUUUCCUGCCUCCUCCUGCAAGGAGAUCCUCCAGUUGGCCCCAAAGUCUCCCUCAGGUCUUUACUGGAUAAGGGGAACUAAUAAUAGCUCCCAACAUAUGUAUUGUGAUAUGGACAGGAGCUGCAAAAAUGUAACUGGAGGAUGGAUGAGGGUAGCCUAUAUCGACAUGCAUAACACUAACAGUACUUGCCCUUCUGGUCUAAGGACCCUCCUCAUCAGUUCUCUCAGACUGUGCGCUAUGAACAUUGAUGGUGCCGGAUGUUCCUCGACUUUUUUCCCAGUAAACGGAAUAGAGUAUUCUCAAGUAUGCGGCAAGAUCAUUGGAUACCAGCAAAAAACUCCGGAUGCUUUUGCCAGUGGCCACAACACAACUGACACUAAUUAUGUUGACGGUAUAAGCGUAACGCAUGGAGAGUCCCCAAGAAAACACAUAUGGACAUUUGCUGCAGCUGUCCAUGAGCAUAAUUCAAUUCCAACUGAUGUGUGUCCAUGUACUAACACACGUAACACUCCACCACCCCCUUCAGUUCCUCCUUUUGUGGCAAACGAUUACUUCUGUGACACUGGGAAUCCAAACCGUUUCGAGUUUACCUUUUUUAGAGAUGAUCCUCUCUGGGAUGGUGCUGGAUGUGGAGAGUACAACACCUGCUGUGACUGGAACUCACCACCAUGGUUCAGGAAAGAGAUAUCUCCCCCAACACGUGAUGACAUCGAGAUAAGGCUGUGUGCUGACCAAGCUCGAAAUGAUGAAGAUAUCAACUUUGAAAUAUUGGAAUUAUAUGUACAGUAAAGUAUCACGAGACAAUGUCAGUAAUGGCAAGUUUGUGUAUGAAAAAC